AUGACGCACAGAAAGUGGCUACCGGAGAAAGGAGAAAGGAAAAAGGCUAAAGAAAAUAGGCUCCUAUUUUGGAGAUCUCAAUUUUUCCAUCAUCUUCUCAGUAUACAUGAUUCAAAGCAUGAAGAUGAAAAAUUAGAAGAAGAAGAGGACGAAGAAAUUGGCCGCGUCCGAGUAAAGAGCACGAAGGCCAGUCCACACUGCUGCAAAGUACGAUUGACACCGGUUCAACAGAAACGACGACGGCUUCUUCUCGGACUCGCUAUGGGUGAACGUUAUUGUCCCAAUAAGAAACCCAAGUUCUCAAGGUUGGAGGGAGAGACUCUUGCCACGGCUUCCACUAUGGAGCAGCAACGUAAGAAAAUUACUUAUCAGAUAGACUAG
This is a messenger RNA of Striga asiatica, 381 nucleotides long. The record is from the annotation of a GenBank genome assembly. NCBI's taxonomy places the organism in Eukaryota, Viridiplantae, Streptophyta, Magnoliopsida, Lamiales, Orobanchaceae.